AUGGAAGCUUCUAACAUAUCUCGUCUGGUUGUGAGAGAACAAAAACUAGGACACAGAAGAGUUGACGAUGAAGGACAAGUCACCUAUAAACAUAAACCGACUUCAGAACUCAUGUCCGCCAUUCAACUGGGCAUUGGGCAGAGUAUCGGUGGAUUGUCGCCAAAACCGAAGAGAGAUGUUCUUUAUGGAGAUUUCGAUGUCGUCGAAUCCAUUUUCUUCCCGAGGGAAGGUUCCAACUCGACGCCAGCACAUCGAUACAGUGACUUCAGAUUCAAAACCUAUGCACCUGUCGCGUUCAGAUAUUUUAGAGAUCUCUUUGGCAUACAACCGGAAGAUUUUCUGUUAUCUCUAUGCAACGAGCCCCUGAAGGAACUUUCCAACCCGGGAGCAAGUGGGAGCAUCUUCUACCUGUCCAACGAUGACGAAUUCAUCAUAAAGACUGUCCAACGAAAGGAAGCUGAUUUCCUUCAGAAACUUCUUCCUGGUUAUUACAUGAACCUCAACCAAAACCCUAGGACGCUGCUACCAAAGUUUUAUGGAUUGUACUGUUAUCAGUGUGGUGGAAAGAACAUUCGCUUCAUAAUAAUGAACAACCUUCUGCCAUCGACCGUGGUGAUGCACAGCAAAUUUGACCUGAAGGGCAGCACGUAUAAGAGGAAGGCCAGCCAGCAGGAAGUCAUGAAACCACACCCAACCUACAAAGAUCUGAACUUCGAGGAGUUCUACCCGGAUGGUCUGCUGCUCGACGCUGAUACUUACAGUGCUCUGAUCAAAACUAUUGAAAGGGAUUGUAGGGUGCUACAAAGCUUCAAGAUCAUGGAUUACAGCAUGCUCCUAGGACUGCACAACUCAACUAUAGCCAACAGAUCUGUUAACAGAACAACAGAUCAAUACAGCAAGACAGUACUCCAACCAGUAUGGAGGAUGGCUCAGUUCUCGACGGCCCUGGAAGCCAUUCAGUCUAACGCCGAUCCUAUGAGUGUACUGCUACAAGAGGACCAAGAUCUCUUAGGCGGCAUACCAGCUCAUUCGAGUAACGGCGACAAGUUAAUCCUGUACAUGGGAAUCAUUGAUAUCCUACAGAGUUACAGGUUCAGUAAGAAGCUGGAGCACGCCUUCAAGUCCAUGAUUGCUGACGGAGAUACAAUAUCAGUGCACAGGCCAGGCUUCUACGCACAGAGGUUCCAAUCAUUCUUCGCCAAUAAAAUUUUCAAAAAGAUACCAACACGUCAGUCUCAUUCAUUUCCACUUAUUCUGAAUGUUAUUUUGUGCAGGGCAUUCUUAGCUGCAAAAUAUGCGUGUGUGCGUGCGUGUGUGCGUGCGUGUGUGUGGUGUGGUGUAUGUGCACGCGCGUGUGUGUAA
Messenger RNA from Helobdella robusta, 1362 nucleotides. RefSeq lists its product as hypothetical. Gene Ontology annotation, molecular function: phosphatidylinositol kinase activity. Gene Ontology annotation, biological process: phosphatidylinositol metabolic process. The transcript is spliced from 11 exons. The coding region runs from base 1 to 1362 and encodes 453 amino acids. NCBI's taxonomy places the organism in Eukaryota, Metazoa, Annelida, Clitellata, Rhynchobdellida, Glossiphoniidae. The record is from RefSeq and is a predicted model, not a curated record.